AUGUCUGCCUCCGCACCAACAAGCGAGCCAAGACCCAUUGUAUUCUCCGGGCCCUCGGGCGCUGGCAAAAGUACCCUUAUAAAGCGACUCUUUGCGACACAUCCCGAUCUGUUCGGAUUCAGCGUCUCCCACACCACUCGAAAGCCCCGACCUGGCGAGGAAGAUGGCGUCCACUACCACUUCACAACCCCCGAAAAGUUCGAGUCGAUGAUCGCAGACAACGCUUUCGAAGAACAUGCCAAAUUUGGCGGGAACUACUAUGGCUCCUCGAAGAAGGCCGUCCAAGACGUGACCGAGGGAAAAGGCAAGAGCAUUGAUGGGAGCACAGCCUCUGGCAAGAGGAUAUGCAUAUUUGACAUUGAAAUGGAGGGCGUCAAGCAGCUGAAGAAGAGCCAGUUGAACCCAAGGAUAUGCUUCAUUCAGCCGCCUAGUAUUGAGGUUCUGGAACAGAGACUACGUGGUCGUGGCGACACAAGCGAAGAAGCGAUUCAGAAGCGUCUGGCUCAAGCCAAAAAUGAAAUGGAGUAUUGUAAGACCGAGGGCAAGAACGACAAGGUCAUCAUCAACGAUGAUCUCGAUGCCACGUUCAAGGAACUUGACGACUGGGUGAUGAAGGAACUGGGUACAGAAUCCUCAACUUGA
This is a messenger RNA of Fonsecaea erecta, 642 nucleotides long. RefSeq names its product guanylate kinase. The transcript has a single exon. Gene Ontology annotation, molecular function: GMP kinase activity. Gene Ontology annotation, cellular component: cytosol. NCBI's taxonomy places the organism in Eukaryota, Fungi, Ascomycota, Eurotiomycetes, Chaetothyriales, Herpotrichiellaceae. The coding region runs from base 1 to 642 and encodes 213 amino acids. The record is from RefSeq and is a predicted model, not a curated record. Gene Ontology annotation, biological process: purine nucleotide metabolic process.